AUGCUGCUGUUCAUAUUGUUUCAUUCUCUCAUACUUCUUUUCGAUCUAAAUCUAUUCCUCCUGCAUUUUUCUUUCUUUCUUUCUUUCUUUUCUUUCUUUCUUUCUUUCUUUCUUUCUUUCGUUCUUUCUUUUCUUUUCUUUCUUUCUUUCUUUCUUUCUCAGCUUUGUUUGAUUCUCCAAAUCUUUUUCAUUCGUCCUUCUUUUCUUUUCUAUUCUUUUCUUUCUUUCUUACUUUCUUUCUUUAUUACUCUCUUUCUUUCUAUCUUUCUUUUUUUCUUUCACAGAUUUGUUUGUUUUCCCAAAUCUUUUCAUUCAUCCUUCUUUCUUUCUUUCUUUCUUUCUCAGUUUUGUUUGAUUUCUCAAUUCUUUUUCAUUCGUCCUUCUUUUCUCUUCUUUCUUUCUUUUUUCUUUCUUUCUCAGCUUUGUUUGAUUCCACAAUUCUUUUUCAUUCGUCUUUCUUUCUUUCUUUCUUUCUUUCUUUCUUUCUUUCUUUCUUUCUCAGUUUUGUUUGAUUACUCAAAUCUUUUUCAUUCGUCCUUCUUUUCUCUUCUUUCUUUCUUUUUUUCUUCUUUCUUUCUUUCUUUCUUUCUUUCUUUCUUUCUCAGGUUUUUCUUAAUAUUUCUUUCUUUCUUUCUUUUCUUUUCUUUCUUUCUUUUCUUUCUGUCUUUCUUUCCCGUUUCCAUCGCUACAAAAAUAUUUCUUUCAUUCUUUUAUUUAUUUAUUAUUUCAUUGAACAGUCUUUCCAAGUCAGUCUUUACCUUGAUAUAUAACGCUAGAUUUGCAUCUAUCUAUCUAUCUAUCUAUCUAUCUAUCUUUUAUUUAUUCAUUUGUUUAAUGUCUAACUCAAUCUGUACCUUGAGAAAUACAAUUAUAUUUGCUUCUUUCUUUUUUCUUAAUUUAUUUCUUUAA
Messenger RNA from Acanthosepion pharaonis, 909 nucleotides. The record is from the annotation of a GenBank genome assembly. NCBI's taxonomy places the organism in Eukaryota, Metazoa, Mollusca, Cephalopoda, Sepiida, Sepiidae.